Messenger RNA from Klebsormidium nitens, 1206 nucleotides. The record is from the annotation of a GenBank genome assembly. Lineage: Eukaryota; Viridiplantae; Streptophyta; Klebsormidiophyceae; Klebsormidiales; Klebsormidiaceae.
AUGGCGUCAGCAAAGUACUCCUUCCAGGUCCAGAUCCCCAACGAUACUGACAUCACCACCCUGGUGAACGGCGGCUACGAGCUGGGCGUCAUGAAGAAGAGCGGCGUCGAUUCCGCUGUCGCCAUUCCGGUGCAGUGGCUGUCCGUGGAGAUCCUGGGCGGAACGAUCACCGUGAGCUGGGACGAGGACUACUACCUGUACUACACGACGCAGGACCUGUCCCAGGACGGGGUCACCAUCAUGCAGGGGAGCAACACCCCUGAAGCGACCAUGGGCAGGAAGUACUCGUACAACCGGGUCUUCACGGACAUUGGCAGCGCCUCCCGCUCCGAUGGUAUUGAGAUUGAGAACGAUCUGCGCCCCGGCAGCGACAGCUACGGCAUCGCGCAGAAGGUGUCCAAGAACAACGGAAAGAUCGUUCAGGCAAGUGGAGGUUCCGCCCCCAUCAUCGCGUCCGGCAUCCUUUUUAAGGGCACGGCCGGCUUCAGCUUCGCCGAAGAAGUUGAGGUGUACUUCACCAACAGCAAGAAGUACACCGGAAAUGACGGAAUCGUCGCCAAGUACCUCUCCGUCUCCGCGUCCACAAGUAUCGUCCUCAAGCCCGGCCACACGUCAGCCGUCGCCUUUGACGUCAGCGGCGGAGCCUGGACGAGCGUGGAGCCGAUGGUGCAGGGCAUCCCGCUCGCGCUCGCGGCUGCACGCCCGCCCCAGGGGGCGAUCAACACGCUGGAGGAGCUGUUUGCUUACGAGCCAGCGCUGAACGUGAAGGAGCCUUCCGUCAUCGUUGAGCUCGUGGUGAUAAAGCUCGCCGUGAAGAUUCUGGGGGCCGCGCUCGUCAAGUGGAUCCACGAUAAGUACCGGCCGACCCACAUGAACCUCGGUGUGAGGGCCAUCAACCCGCUGGAGUCCAGCACCGAGCACAUGCUCGAGUUCACCAACAACGGCAACAUAAGCGUCCCGCAGAUGCACGCGGCCGAGCAGAGCCUCAAAGGCCAGCUCGUGCCGAUCCCUGGGGGCCGCUACCUGGCGGCGCCGGGGGUGUACCACACGCUGACCAUCGAGGACAAGAUCCUGAGCGUGGAGGUUAAGAAGCCGGACGCCACCGUCGCCGCGCUGCGCCUCAUCCUCGCGCAGAUGGCGGCCGCCAAGAAGGCCUCUGGGCUCCCCGUUGGUAACAAUGGAGCCUAUGGCGGCUACCUGAACUAG